This is a messenger RNA of Anthostomella pinea, 2121 nucleotides long. Lineage: Eukaryota; Fungi; Ascomycota; Sordariomycetes; Xylariales; Xylariaceae. The record is from the annotation of a GenBank genome assembly.
AUGGGACGUAAGCCCGUUCCUCAGCCGCUGUCCCUGGCUGAGGGCGACUCGGCUGCUGGCGCUCUAUCUGCUGGCACUGGCACACUGCCUUCUCCCGAAUCCAUUGUCCGGGGAGCUCCAGACAGACCAAGCCCACGCCCUGCAUUCAGUAGUCAAACCACUCUCCAGGUCGCCUCGCCGGCCUCCUCCAAAUCGCCAAAGUCCCCUCGCUCCCCUUUCAGCAAGUUCAAUCCCGCGAGGAAACCCCAGGCGCAACGAGAGCAGCCCCUGGCGCAGACGCAACCUGUCGAGGUACACCACCAACCCCCGCCGCUGCGCAUAGCCGACGACGUGCAUGCUGUCCAACGCCAGCGACGACACCCCCACCAGAAUGCAGAGCAUCCGUCUGUAACCUCUCCCAUCCAGCAAUCUGUCACGACACCGACUCUGCGAGAAGCGUACGGCCAUCCCGAGGAAGAGAAGCACUCGAGAAGCGGCAGUCGUUUCUUCAACUUCGGAAAGGCCUCGAGGUCAAACCAACACCUCCCUCACAGUCACACUGAGAGCCAUAGUGAGGCUAUGUCUCGCGGCACCGAGUAUGCCCCUGUCAUGACAGAUAAGGUGUCAAGCAAGACAUCCAAGAACUCAGACCAGUCGUCCGUCGAUCACUCCCACCAGAAGUCCGCACCGUCGUUGCCCUCCCGAUCCGAGGUAUCACUAGUCUCUGCCGCCGACCACGAAUCCACUUCGUCCAAGAGGAAUAAACCGAAGCCUUUCGCUUUGCUAGGUCGUAGUAGAUCUACAAAGGAUAAAGAUGGCCAUAGCCCAAAGGACACUGUCACGAUCAAUAUGCCCGAACCUGAAUCAACAGCAACCCACGCGGGGCAAGCGCCUUUGAAGACGGCGCCAAUCCACCCUGAAAGAAAUGACAGGGCUUUCAGACAUAUGAUGAGCUCAUCUGCGCGGAACCAUUCAGCGGAUCGAGCUGUCCCCCGGGAUAUGUCCGCAAACAAAGAGAAUCGACAUGAUAAAGACUACAGGAGCCACCCUUCUUCCUUUAGAGACAACCACGGCUCUACCUUCUUCGGCGGCCUCAAAAGUUCUGGCAGUCGAGCAGCAGACAUGAUCAGCAAGGGAUUAUUCGGAAAGGGUGGUCGUAGUGCCAGCGCGAAUGAGAGGGAACCGACAAUAGACGAUGAGCACUACGUUUUGAAAGUGAUCAACCGUCCACUGGUCGAACAAACACGAUUGACAAGGAUAUCCAAGAGGCUUGAGGAUUCGCGCGACAAGACAGAGUUCUGGAUGCCCGCUUUCCCAUGGCGGGCAAUUGACUAUCUGAAUUUCAACGGGACUGAUGUCGAAGGUCUUUACAGGGUACCUGGUAGUGGCCCCCAGAUCAAGAAGUGGCAAAGGAGAUUCGACGAAGAGCACGACGUCGAUCUCUUUGCCCAGGACGACUUGUAUGAUAUCAACAUUAUUGGCUCCAUGCUGAAAGCAUGGCUGCGUGAGCUUCCCGACGAGCUCUUUCCCAAGGCAGCACAAGACCGGAUCGCUCGAGAAUGCAUGGGUGCCGAAGAAGUACCACAGUUGUUGAUAGAUGAGCUAUCGAAUUUGUCGCCCUUCAACUACUACCUGCUCUUUGCCGUCACCUGCCACCUCAGCUUACUCCUCGCUCAUUCCGACAAGAACAAGAUGGAUUUUCGCAACCUCUGUAUCUGCUUCCAACCUUGCAUGAAGAUAGACGCGUUCUGCUUCAAGUUCCUGGUUUGCGACUGGCGAUUAUGCUGGCAGGGCUGCAAGAGCGAGGCCAGAUUCAUCGAAGAGGAAUACAUGCUGUUCGACCAACCGCUACCCAGGGGUCUGAGCGCCGAUGGUCGGAGCAAUUUUGCAGGCGAAUCUCAGGACGACCGCAAUAUUUCGUCCUCGGACAGCAGCAAGGAAUGGGCCUCGACUCAGGAAACGCCGCACAACGGGAUGCUGAGGAAAAAGCCAUUGGCAACGGGGCAGCCCAACGGCAACAUGGCUCCGAACUACGCGAGUGUCUCGGCAAGCCUGACCGUGAAUAAUGAACUCGAUACACGGCGGUCGGGAGACCUAAGGCCAUUAUCACCCAUCAAACCUCUGUCUCCACUUGGGUUUUGA